ACGGGGCCAAGCCUAUCCUGGUUUCUUCCCCUUGAAAGGAAGUUUCUGCAGCUCAGAGUUAGCCUCUCCACUUUCUGAAGAGCCUUCUGCCCUCCGUCCAACAAUGCAGAGAGUGAAUUUGAAGGGAAAUGGCAUUAAUAGCAGUUGAGAAGGUACUGUUGAGUAGUUGGAGAGACGUGCCUUUCUGGCAGGGGAUAGACAAAUCCUGAGCAAUGAAGCUGGGUACCGUUCUGGGGCUCAGCAGGCUGCCUGCCCUUCUCAAGGCAUCGGAAAUAGCUGCCUGUACCUAAAGCCCAUCUCAGAUUGGAUUUCAGAGAUUGAACAUUUGUUCUGAGGGGAGCUGGCUCCAUUUUAAGCAACUGCAGCAGAGUAGAGGAGUCUUGUCUAUUUAAAGAGCCCUCCAGAGCUGCAUCUGGGAAGACUCGCCUGCCUCCAGCAUGAGUUCUGAAUGUGAUGUUGGAAGCUCUAAAGCUGUGGUGAAUGGCUUGGCACCUGGCAACCAUGGGCCAGAAAAAGCAGCCGACCCUUUCCGUGCUCGCUCUAUAUCUGCUGUUAAAAUAAUUCCCGUGAAGACAGUGAAAAGCCCUUCAGGCCUAGUACUUCCUCCAGACAUGGACCCUACAAAAAUCUGCACUGGGAAAGGAACAGUGACUCUUCGGGCCUCGUCUUCCUACAGGGGAACCCCAAGCAGCAGCCCUGUGAGCCCCCAGGAGUCUCCGAAGCAUGAAAGCAAGUCAGGCCUGGAGCCAGAGGACCCUUCAGCAGAUGAAUGGAAACUUUCUUCCAGUGCAGAUACCAAUGGCAACGCCCAGCCCUCCCCGCUUGCUGCCAAGGGCUAUAGAAGUGUGCAUCCCAGCCUUUCGGCUGACAAGCUCCAGGUUCUGUCUCCCCCUUGCCUUCCUUUCCCUCAAGAGGACCGCUUCGCAUGGCAGUCCCCCACCAUCCACCGCAACUACAAGGACUCCCUUUACAUGAGCUCACCAAAGCCCUACAUCCCACCCAGCACCCCCAGCCAACAGAGCCCCUCACUGCCUCCGCCCAUCUCUGUUCCCCUGGGAGCUAGGUUGGCUCCCCGAAAUGCAUCAUGUUCACUGCUUUUGGGGUCCAUGGGCCUUGAAGUGCCCCCCCAACCCCAACAACACUAUGUAGCCUCCAGAUUAGUGUACAGUAAGAAUGUGAGCUCUAACCCACGUUGUGAGGCCACAGGGAAUAAACAGGUCAGCAGCUUAUAUGUCCCGUGUUUAUCCAAUAACAUUUGCCGGGCAACAUCGGAAAACUACUCUCCUGUUGCACGUGACUCGGCCCCAGACACUCCCUCGGAGGCCGCAGGCACCCGGGCACCAGCUCCCUGCCUUGUCCCUGGCACAGCCACAGCCGGCACAGGAAAACCACCCCCUGCUCCUCCUCCUGACCCUCCCAAGCUAUUCUUUGACAACCACAAAGAUGCUGGUAACCGCGGUGAGAAUCCCACACUGGGGACAUGGGCCUCGUUCCCUGAUGCAGUGAGGCCUCCCAGGCUAGGCCCCCAGGUUACCUCUGAUCCCGAAAACCAGAAGAACAAAGAAACUUACCUUUUGCAGCCGUGUUAUCCAGCCAAGGGUGCCACCUCCUCCAGCUCAGCCCCAUCUGAGAGGCGGCCCCACCACAGCCAGCCAGCCAGUGCUUGUGGCUCCCUCUCCCCUGCUAGCCAGACGCCACCACCCUCACCACCACCUCCGCUGGUCCCUCCCGUACCGGAGGACCUCCACAGAGGCCUGGAGCCUGACCUCCCGGGAGCUGUCUCAAGUACCGGCAGUCCUUUACUAAACGAAGUUUCUUCUUCCCACAUUGAAACCGAUUCCCAAGACUUCCCUCCAACAAGCAGACCUUCGUCUGCCUACCCCUCCACCACCAUCGUCAACCCUACCAUUGUGCUCCUGCAGCACAAUCGAGAGCAGCAAAAGCGACUCAGUAGUCUUUCAGAUCCUGCCUCAGAGAGACGAGCGGGUGAGCAGGACCCAGUACCGACCCAGGCGGAACUCCCCUCGCCUGGCAGGGCUUCUGAGAGGAGGGCGAAGGAUGACAUCAGACGGGUGGCAAGGAGUGCACAGGACCUAAGCAAUGUGUCUGCGGAUGAAGUGGGCAUCCCACUCCGGAAUACUGAGCGAUCGAAAGACUGGUACAAAACUAUGUUUAAGCAGAUCCACAAACUGAACAGAGACACUCCUGAGGAAAACCCUUAUUUCCCUACGUACAAAUUCCCCGAGCUUCCAGAAAUCCUGCAGAACUCUGAAGAUGAGGAUUCUGAUGUCCAUUCCCCUCGAUACUCCUUCUCUGAAGACACAAAGUCUCCCCUUUCUGUGCCUCGCUCAAAAAGUGAGAUGAACUACAUCGAAGGGGAGAAAGUGGUUAAGAGGUCCGCCACACUCCCCCUCCCAGCCCGCUCCUCCUCACUCAAGUCCAGCCCAGAGAGAAACGACUGGGAGCCCCCAGAUAAGAAAGUGGAUACGAGAAAAUACCGAGCAGAGCCCAAAAGCAUUUACGACUAUCAGCCGGGCAAGUCUUCAGUCCUGACCAAUGAGAAGAUGAGUCGGGAUAUAAGCCCAGAAGAGAUAGAUUUAAAGAAUGAACCUUGGUAUAAAUUCUUUUCGGAAUUGGAGUUUGGGAGACCGCCUCCCAAAAAGAUAUGGGACUAUACUCCUGGCGACUGCUCUAUCCUUCCUAGAGAGGAUAGAAAGACUAAUCUAGAGAAAGACCUCAGCCUCUGCCAAGCAGAGUUAGAGGCAGAUUUAGAGAAAGUGGAGACGGUUAAUAAAUCACCCAGUGCAAACUCGCCACAGAGCUCAGCAGUCAGCCCGACUCCAGACAUUACCUCAGAGCCUCCUGGAUAUAUCUAUUCUUCCAACUUCCAUGCAGUGAAGAGAGAAUCAGAUGGGACCCCCGGGGGUCUCGCUAGCUUGGAAAAUGAGAGGCAGAUUUAUAAAAGUGUCUUGGAAGGUGGCGACAUCCCUCUUCAGGGCCUCAGUGGGCUCAAGCGACCCUCCAGCUCAGCUUCCACUAAAGAUUCAGAGUCACCAAGACAUUUUAUCCCAGCUGAUUACUUGGAGUCCACAGAAGAAUUUAUUCGGAGACGGCACGAUGAUAAAGAGAAACUUUUAGCGGACCAGAGACGACUUAAGCGCGAGCAAGAAGAGGCCGAUAUUGCAGCUCGCCGCCACACAGGUGUCAUCCCGACUCAUCAUCAGUUUAUCACUAAUGAGCGCUUUGGGGACCUCCUCAAUAUAGAUGAUACGGCCAAAAGGAAAUCUGGGUUAGAGAUGAGACCUGCCCGAGCCAAAUUUGACUUUAAAGCUCAGACCCUGAAGGAGCUGCCUCUGCAGAAGGGAGACAUCGUUUACAUCUACAAACAGAUUGAUCAGAACUGGUAUGAAGGUGAACACCACGGCCGCGUGGGAAUCUUCCCACGCACCUAUAUCGAGCUUCUUCCUCCAGCUGAGAAGGCUCAGCCCAGAAAGUUGGCGCCCGUACAGGUUUUGGAAUAUGGAGAAGCCAUUGCAAAGUUUAACUUCAAUGGAGAUACACAAGUGGAAAUGUCUUUCCGAAAGGGGGAGAGGAUCACGCUGCUCCGGCAGGUGGAUGAGAACUGGUACGAAGGGAGGAUUCCUGGGACGUCUCGCCAAGGCAUUUUCCCUAUCACCUAUGUAGAUGUGCUUAAGAGGCCAUUGGUGAAAACCCCUGUGGAUUAUAUCGACCUGCCUUAUUCUUCUUCCCCAAGUCGCAGUGCCACUGUGAGCCCGCAGUAUACUAGUCACAGCAAGCUCAUCAUGCCAGCCCCUUCAUCUCUACCCCACCCCCGCCGAGCCCUGUCCCCUGAGAUGCACGCCAUCACCUCCGAGUGGAUCUCUCUGACUGUCGGGGUCCCAGGCAGGCGUUAUCUGGCCAUGACACCACCCUUGCCUCCUCUGCCUGAGGCUUCUGUCUAUGACAUGGACCGCCUGGCCUUGUCAGCAAGGGCCCGUCCCUCCUUGCCUCUCAGCCUCCCCUAUUCAAGUUGGUCAGAUCACUCCACUCUGCGUCCAGUGGUCUCCCCGAUGGCCCUGCCUCCACCCCACAAUGCCUACUCACUGGCACCCAGUGCCCAGGCUCCUCUUCACAUCAAUGGAGAUGGUGGUAUUCACAUUCGCCAAGAUGGCUUCUCCCAGCCACCGCCUGGGAACUCUGAUAGGGUCAUCUCAGAGCUUAGUGACGCCUUUAGCAGCCAGAGCAAGAGACAGCCCUGGCAAGAAGAUGGACCAUAUGACAGGAAAGCAGAGAGCGAGGCAGGUGAGAGAUGCCCUGGUGGACCCAAGAUCUCUAAGAAGAGCUGCUUGAAACCUUCAGACGUGGUCAGGUGCCUGAGUUCUGAGCAGAGACUCUCGGAGUUCCACACUCCUGAGGACAGUCAGUCCUACAAGCCUCUGGGUAGCCCUUUCCCAGCCUGGGAGGCUGGGCCACCAGAGCUGCACAGAGGUGUCGAGGCUGACAGGAAGGCUGCUCAGAGUGGUGUGAGCCAGCCUUCUCAUCAUUCAUUGAGCGCAGGACCUGAUCUCACAGAAUCUGAAAAGAACUAUGUGGAAGCGGUUUGCAAUGAGAUCAUAAACAUUGCGGAGAAAUCUGUUCAUUACUGCAGCACUGUCUCUCAUCCCCUUGACUUCCAUCACAAGGUACCCCCUUCUGACAAUAAAUCAUCUUUAAUCAUUUCUCAGCAACCUCAAGCCCAGCAGCGAAGAGUUACCCCAGACAGGAGUCAGCCCUCACAGGAUUUGUGUAGCUACCAAGCGUUAUAUAGUUAUGUGCCACAGAAUGAUGAUGAGUUGGAACUCCGAGAUGGAGAUAUUGUGGAUGUCAUGGAAAAAUGUGACGAUGGAUGGUUUGUUGGCACUUCAAGAAGGACGAGGCAGUUUGGUACUUUCCCAGGCAACUAUGUAAAACCUUUAUAUCUAUAAGAAGACUGAAAAGCACAGAGAUUAUUUUUUAUCGGAGGAUGAAGCGUCAUUCAUGAACUGGUCUCUUUAUUUAAAUACUGAGUCAGCAAGAAAACUAAUGCAGUUGGUAAAGAAAGAAUUCAAAGAAGGAACAGAGAAGUGUGUUUAAAACCCACUGUGUAUCAGGGAUUAACUAUCUGCUGAAGACAUCUGUAUUUCCGUGGCUGCUUCUGGGAGCUGCUCUAGCCCCUGCUGCUUGGGGAAUCUGAUCUGGUGGAGUGGAGUGUCCACGAGCAACAUUAGCCAAAAAAAAAAAAAAAAAGUGCCCAGCCUUUACCCACUCCUAUUUUAAAGAGGCCCCUUGGGGCUAGAUAAGUCAGUCUCCAUCCGUGUUCCACAGGCCCCAGCCUGAGCAUCACUGACAACUCCUGCCUCUAUCCCUGGGUAUCCCAGAGCCAGCAGACCUCAAGUGCUGCUAGAGGCGGGUCUGGUUUUGAGGUUUUCCUUCAGCACCAUGACUUGAAGUUCAGGUGGAGAAAUGGUGGCAGACCAGGUGCCCUAGCACUCAACCUUCUGGGUGAUAGUUCCCCUAACUGACCUGAUACUCAGACAGAAAGCCAUGCCAUGUGUGUCCUGAGCUGGGGAGCAGGUGGCCUGGCAGAUGGGUUACAUUUGUGUUUCCACACGAUUAAGCCACACCUUGGGGCUCUGGUAGUCACUUGGAGUGUGUUCCUUCCCUGGUCACUACCAGUGGCUAGCCAGGGUUGGCUGUGCCUUCCUUCUCUGGCUUAGUAUGGGCUUGAUACACUUGAGCCCAUAGAAUACAGCCUGGUUUCCAGGAGCUCUCUUAGCAUGUGUAGAUGCAAGCUGGCUGCAGGGGCACCAUGAGUAAGAUACUCCCGGACCUAGGAGGGACUCUGCCUCCUGUGUUGCCUGUGGAGUCUGAACGCCACCCAGAAUGUUGUGUUCUCUGGUCCUCCCCCUCCUCCUCUCCACCUCAAUCCAGGGAGUCCUGGUGCACAUGGUGAGGUCUCCAUUCAGAGUUCAGGUAUUGCUCACUGGCCUGGGUAUGAGGCAGCAAUCUUCCUCCUGGUGGCAGCUGUCAGUCUGUCCUCUGUGAGCCCUGGUUAUGAGAAGGGGACCCUUUGACACCUGGAUAUCCCUAGUUGACCUGAAGAUAAAUGUGGCCUGUUCCCAGAGCUGAGCCUGCCAGGGUCUCAGCUGAGUGGACAACAUAGGAGAAGCCAGUCUAGAGAGACCAUGAUAUGUGCAGAGGGCGUGAGAGGAAGGGACGCAUUUCUCCUACAGGGGACUCUAGAAUGCAGUCAGGGUUCCCUCUCCCUUGGCUCACUUCUGAACAUCUGGGAUGCUGGGAGACCCUUUGUCUGAGGGCAGUUUAUGUCUGGAAAUACUGGGAUUUUUUUUUUCCAGAUUCUGGUAUUCUUCUACCCCAAAUUACAUGCACCAGGUCACAAAUGCCAGGGAUUGUAGGUGAUAGGGGUAUAUACUGGAACCCUGGCUCUCUGCAUGUAGUUUAGAAUCACCCUAACCACUAUACUAUCCCAAAGUCUGGAGUCUUUACAAGUCAGCAACGUUCUUCAGUGACCGACUGCUGUCUUAGAUAGCACGGGACCCUAACUACCACCCGUCCCCCAACUACCACCCCAUCAGCCACAAUUCUCCGAGGAGGCUCUCGGGAAAGAAACUGCCACAGAUUGAUUCACACUGAAAUGUAAAUGGCUGGUGGGGAAAUAAAUGUGUUGCCUCUUCCUGGAGACAUCCUUUUUAACUGAGACAGUGUAGCACCUUUAAUCCCAAGGGAAAAUGGAAUGGAACUGAAGGGGCAGAAGCUCCCUGGUCAGAAAGACCUGGCGAGUCUGUGACUUUGUUGCUUUGCAAGCUCAGCUUCCCCAGCCAGCUGCACUGCUUGCUUUUUUGACUUUGCCCCUUCGAAGGGAACAUAGGACAAAUAAAUAAAAAUGCAUAUGUGCGUUUUUUACUCUUCUGGAAUGCAGCCUUUGCUCUCUCCGAGAUGCCAACCAUGGCUAGUGUGAUUGUAUCUAAAUUUCCUGAGGGGUGUUUUUUGAUUAAGUAGGUAAUGUCAAACACCCCUUUAAAUACAGCUAGAAAAUAAAACCAUUUUAUAAAAGCCACCUUUGCAUCCCCUGGGAGCCUCACACAGAGCAUCUCUCCAAAUCCAGGUAUGCCAGCCAUCUUUAAUAAAAUCUCUCCUGCUUCCGGCGUAUGAAAAGCAAAAAUGAAAAGAGGGAAGGUUCCCAGUUACUCUUUUGUCUUCAGACAUUUAGUAAUAUAAAGUACCUAUUUUUAUGCUGAAAUGUUUAUACAGGUUUAUUAACAGCAAGCGCAACUAACUGGCGGCAUGCCGUGCAACUCGUUUUGAUAUAUUAGCCAUGCUUCCAGGUAAAGGCAAGCCCCAAACCACUUACCUUUUGCAGUCUCUCUGGGAUCAGGAAAAGAAAAAUCACAUGUUUGAGAAGUGGGACUGUAAAUAUGUAAUGUAUAUUUAACUUUGUGUAGCCCAUGUACCUACCUUGUAUAGAAAAAUAAUUUUUAAAACUUGAGCAGAAAAGAAGUAAAAUGAGGGAGUCAUGAAGGGUUUCCCACACACACUUUUAUUUAAAUGAAGGAAUUUCAAAUAAUUCACCUACAGACUUUUAGCACAAAAAUAGCCCUUGGAAAUUGUUAACAUAUUCGGUUGUUCUCUGGGGAAGAGAAGACAACUAUAAUAUCAUUUACUUUUCUUUUUGCGGUUCUAUUUAUCUGCAGUAGUAUUAAGUCAUAUUGCUGGAAUAGGUUACUACCCCUCCUAAAAAGAUAUUAUUGAGAAAAAAUAAAAGUGGUCUAUAUAACCUAUGAAAGUAUUGCAUUUAAAUCGCACACCAAGCGCAUGUACUACGCAGACAGGUUUUUCUGUUCAUUUAUUUUUUUCCUUAUUGCAGUGGAUUGAUUUGAUAGACAUGUUGAGUUACUACUUUGCUGUACAUAUUAUUUAAUAAACUUUAUUCGGAAUUGUGUGGCA
This is a messenger RNA of Mus pahari (shrew mouse), 7983 nucleotides long. It is a transcript of the gene Sorbs1, whose product is annotated as sorbin and SH3 domain containing 1. The record is from RefSeq and is a predicted model, not a curated record. Gene Ontology annotation, cellular component: cytoplasm; nucleus; cell-substrate junction. Gene Ontology annotation, biological process: cell-substrate adhesion. Gene Ontology annotation, molecular function: protein binding. NCBI's taxonomy places the organism in Eukaryota, Metazoa, Chordata, Mammalia, Rodentia, Muridae. The transcript has 34 exons. The coding region runs from base 438 to 4964 and encodes 1508 amino acids.